Haliaeetus leucocephalus (bald eagle) is the source of this 4678-nucleotide messenger RNA. RefSeq names its product SRSF protein kinase 1 (gene SRPK1). Lineage: Eukaryota; Metazoa; Chordata; Aves; Accipitriformes; Accipitridae. Gene Ontology annotation, biological process: protein phosphorylation; spliceosomal complex assembly; regulation of mRNA processing. The transcript is spliced from 17 exons. Gene Ontology annotation, molecular function: ATP binding; protein kinase activity. The record is from RefSeq and is a predicted model, not a curated record. Bases 423 to 2396 code for a protein of 657 amino acids.
UGCUGGCGCUGCAGGCCCGAAAGAAGCGGACCAAAGCCAAGAAGGACAAGGCCCAGAGGAAUGUGUGCACCAGAUAAGUGAUUCUAUGGGAAACUGGCAAGAGAAUACAAAAGUCUUUUUUCCAAACUCUUUGAACACCUUCUGUAAGGAACAACUGAGUGACUGAAAUCUUAGUUACUGCAAAUAACUGUUACUGUCCCUGCUAUGCAUUGCAGAGGAAGAUCAGCUGAGAGCAACCCCCAGCCUUGCUGCAAGGCCCUUUACCUGCAAUGCAGUGCUGUGCAUCUGCAGCUAGGUGGUGGAGGCAAAUCCCUCUUCUCCCUUACUCUUGCACAAAGCUUUGCUGCGUUCGAGAAGAACCAGCCCCUCUGCCUGCCGUUGAUGUCCCCCUGCUUCCUGAACAGUGUGGCAUCUGAUUUUUAAUGGCUCUUUCGAAAACUAUUGGGCUGUCUUCAGGAAUAUCUUUAUCAAUGGGAGGCCGUGCUUCAUGCAGACCCGACACUCAGCAUCGGGGCCCUGCUGCUCAUUCAGAGAAUGAUCUUCCAGAGCAAGAGGAAGAAAUCCUGGGAUCAGAUGAUGAUGAACAAGAGGAUCCAAAUGAUUACUGUAAAGGUGGUUAUCACCUUGUGAAAAUAGGAGAUCUCUUUAAUGGACGAUACCAUGUGAUUCGGAAGCUUGGAUGGGGCCAUUUCUCCACUGUGUGGCUAGCUUGGGACAUCCAAGGGAGGAGAUUUGUGGCAAUGAAGGUGGUGAAGAGUGCAGAGCACUACACAGAAACAGCACUGGAUGAGAUCAAGUUGCUAAAAUCGGUCCGCAACAGUGAUCCAAAUGAUCCAAGUAAAGAGAGAGUUGUUCAGUUAUUAGAUGACUUCAAGAUUUCAGGAGUUAAUGGUUCUCAUAUCUGUAUGGUGUUUGAAGUUCUAGGGCAUCAUCUCCUGAAGUGGAUCAUCAAGUCAAAUUACCAGGGACUUCCACUUCCUUGUGUCAAAAAGAUCAUCAAACAGGUUCUUCAGGGUCUGGAUUACUUGCACACAAAAUGUCGAAUCAUUCAUACAGAUAUUAAACCUGAGAACAUUCUUCUGUGUGUUAAUGACCAGUAUAUCCGCCGGCUGGCUGCAGAAGCAACAGAGUGGCAGAGGUCUGGGGCUCCCCCACCAUCUGGCUCUGCAGUGAGCACUGCACCACAGCCAAAACCAGCUGACAAAAUGUCAAAGAAUAAGAAAAAGAAGUUGAAAAAGAAGCAGAAACGCCAGGCUGAGUUGUUAGAGAAGCGAAUGCAAGAGAUAGAGGAAAUGGAGAAGGAAGCAAGCCCUGGGCAGACACAGCCUGAAGAGGAGGAAGAAACUCAGAGCCCUCUGGAAAUGCUCAUAAAAGUUAGUCCUCCAGAGGAAAACGUCAGCAAAAAGACAGCUGAAGUCGUUGUACAAGAGCAAUCUGUUCUAAUGGAAAGCAGCGUGGAAAAAUGUGUUACAGAAAUAAACUGCAAUGGAGUGAUACAAAUGACGGACUUCCCAGACUCCAGCAAUCAAGGGUCUGUGCGACUUGAGGAUGACCUUCAUAAUGCCAAUGACUGUGGCGAUCACCCUCAUACACAGAAGAAGGAAAACUUCCAUAGUUGUAAUUACAGUCAGCGUAAUGGUGACUCGGAGAACAGGCCUCAAGAAGCAAUGUCGGACUCAUUCGUGCCCUUAGUUUCAGAAGAUUCCAUGGUGUGUCAGCCCACGUCCAAUGAAGAGCGAUCAUUCAAUGAGCAGGAGAUUAACCAUUUGCAAGAAAGCAUCCGGACAGAGAUACCUUCAGAGGAUGAGAAUGAGAAUAAUAGCCCGUCAGACAACAAAGGAAAAUCAACUGCUGGGAAUUUCCUUCUUAAUCCUCUUGAGCCCAAGAAUGCAGAUAAGCUCAAAGUGAAGAUAGCUGACCUAGGAAAUGCCUGCUGGGUGCACAAGCACUUCACUGAAGACAUCCAGACAAGACAGUACCGAUCCUUGGAGGUGUUGAUAGGAUCGGGGUAUAACACUCCUGCUGACAUCUGGAGCACGGCAUGUAUGGCCUUUGAGUUAGCAACAGGAGACUAUCUGUUUGAGCCUCAUUCUGGAGAAGAUUACUCACGGGAUGAAGAUCACAUUGCAUUGAUCAUAGAACUUCUGGGGAAAAUACCUCGCAAGCUCAUUUUGGCAGGCAAAUAUUCCAAGGAGUUCUUCACCAAAAAAGGUGAUCUGAAGCACAUCACCAAACUGAAGCCCUGGGGCCUUUUUGAAGUCUUGGUGGAAAAAUAUGAGUGGUCCCAAGAUGAGGCAGCUGCAUUCACAGACUUCUUAUUACCUAUGUUGGAGCUGAUCCCAGAGAAACGAGCUACAGCAGCAGAGUGUCUCAGGCACCCCUGGCUUAACUCGUAGAGGCUUCAACCCAAUGCCACAGCACUACACUCUGGUUUACAGCAUAGCAUACAUGCACCCAGCUGCCCCUUCCCAGAUCCAUUUUUUUCCUUGUUCAUUUUCAGUGUGAAGUUCUUCCUUCAAGGCUUCCAAGAUUUUAGAUAAAUCUAACCUGUUCUGCUGAGUUUGCUUGUGUGACUCAAUGGGGACUCUCCUCAGCCAGUGGGCAUCAUCUGUGUUUUGCCUUGAUUAGGCUUCGCCAAAGACUAAUUGACUAGAAUAUGAAGUUUUUCCUGAGUCUCCUCACUGUUACGCACCGUGUGUUACAGAUGUGAGCUCACCUGUGCUCAGAUAAGCUCCCUUAGCUAAAUUCCAACUCCCCUUUCUUCAUGAAGGGGAUGUGAAGAUUGAACGCCUCCUUAUCUCACUGACUCAGGAGACAACUUCCCGCUGUUCGUCCAGUAGCUAGCAAUUGGGUGAGAAGUAACAGAUGGCACCAAGGUGGUGUUAGUUCCUUGUAGAGCAAAGACCUCCAAAUCCUUCAUCAUUUUUCUAGGUGUCUACUGUAUUCUUUGCUUUCCAGUCGCCUAACUUUUCUUUAGUUCUAGCUGUUUAAAUCUUUUGAAGAGAGCUAUUUAAACCUAGGUUUUAGUAUCCUUUAUUUCUUCUUCCAAAGUGCCCUGCCCCUUUACUUUUUCCUUCCCUGUGCCCAGAUAGUCAGAAUAGUUUCUGAACUCAGUGACAUUUUCUACUUUAAUGCCUGUGCCUGUGACUAAAAGGUGACAAGCAAAAUAAGCAAAAGCUGGAACCGACUCAACGCACAAUCUUCAGCGUACAGAUGGGUGUGCCCUUUGGCUGCAGAGAGGUAGCCUUGUUGCAGGCAACUCUUCUAACAUUUUAGUGAGCUGUAAGGUUUUUGGUUUUUAUCCCUUACUGGCACUUUUUUUGCCUUGCUUGAGGCGGUUGCUAUAUCUGUGAGAGUUUGGCUUUCACUGAUGCAGUCUGCUCUGGCCCUUAAUUUUUGGCCAUUCACUUUUUCCCAAGAAAAGGGUGGCAGCAUCUGUGUCACAGCCAUGCUAUAGCUCUUUUGACUUUCAAAAUCAACACUUGAAGGCCUAGUGUAAAGAUUUCUUUUCCUUUAACUUGCUUCAGGUGCUGGCCUUCAGAAAUAACUACCCAGGAUGGGACUGCCUUUUUAUUUUCUGGGCCAUUAGCACAAGGAGAGCUAGCAGAAGUGGAAGAGAACUGACUUUUCCAUGUAGAUACUGGAUUAGAAGCUGUUUCUAGAGUUAUCCCAAGUAAAAAUGUUCUGUGGGGUUUCUAUAUAAACUUCUCAGAAGGGGUUGGAUAUAAUGAGUAAAUGGGUUAAUUUUAAUUAAAAGUUAAAUCACUGUGGCAUUUGAUAGUUCUAUGAUGGCUUCUUCUAGACUUGCCCAUCCUGUUACAGAUUCAGUGCAUCCUACUCUAAAGCAAGAUUUGGCAGCAUUGAGACUUCAGAGGCACUUCCUUACCCUGGACCAAACAGGCCUUUGCAUUUGUGGUGGCUCUCAGAGGAUAGAAGUUGUUGCAGGAGCAUGCUGGAGGCCACGCAGAUGCUAUCCGAGAUGAUUAUGUUGCCAAAGCUGCCAAGACCACUGUUACGUGUCACUUCUGUAUGUGUGUUUGGAAAUCCUGGUUCAUAAGGAUCGUUCAUUCAUAAACCUUGGUGUCUUUUAAUCCACUUGAAAAGGGUUUCUCCAGUCCAGUGCCUGACUGGGCUUAUUAAUGCAAAUCAUGCUGCAUGUUCUUUUAGGGGUAGAUCAGGUUCUCUAUGCAUAUAAUCUAAAAUUAAAGGAAGGUAACAUACCAAAAGAGUUUUAAACUGCUGAUUUGACUUUUUUUUUCCCUUUCAUCUGGAGUUUUCCAGUCGCCUGUCACUUCCAUAUCUGUUAUAGAAGGACUGCAGACAGGACUGGGUUCCAAAAUACCUACUGUCUACAUACUGUGAAGAUACAUUGGCAGGGCAAACAAUUUCUGUUGUCUUGAAAGCUCACCCGUGUCCUGUGUACUUGAGACUGGCUGAUUAAAGAACUCUUCCUAGAAGGGGUCUGCACGCUUCGACUCUGAGAGCUCCUUCCUUCCCUUCCCUCUGCCACCCCUGACUGGAGGAGGAUGUUUUUUACCAUGAUAGCCAAGGCUAGAGCCAGCUUGAGUUGAAGACUUGCAGAAGUAGCUGUCAGGAUUCAGCCGUGUACCAUGUGCUCGUUCACUUGGGGUUUGUUAAAUUUCCAAAUUGCCGUAAAGUGCUCACACUAAAGGAUUUG